Colletotrichum graminicola M1.001 is the source of this 420-nucleotide messenger RNA. RefSeq lists its product as uncharacterized. The record is from RefSeq and is a predicted model, not a curated record. The transcript has a single exon. The coding region runs from base 1 to 420 and encodes 139 amino acids. Lineage: Eukaryota; Fungi; Ascomycota; Sordariomycetes; Glomerellales; Glomerellaceae.
AUGGAUAGUGCCGGGUUUGUCAUGGGCACGCGCUUCGUCGCCACGGACGAGGCCGCGUCCGCGCAGCUGCACAAGGAGAUGAUCGUGCGCACGCGGGACGGCGGCGUGAGCACCUGGAAGUCCCACUUCCACGACAAGCUCGUCGACAGCAAGCUCUGGAACGACGAGUACGACGGCCGGGCCGUCGUGGGCGCCAUCCACAGCGAGUCCCGCGCGCUCGGCGGCGAUACGGCCACGGUGGAGGAGAGCCGAGAGCAUUUGCGUACGCGGUGGAGCGAGGAAGAGGGCAAGAAGAUGAUUGGGAAGUGGGCGGGAGCCGGGGUGGGACUCGUCACAGAAAUCAAGCCGGCUGGAGAGGUGGUUGUUGAGGUGAGAGAGGCUGCGAGGAAGAGAAUCCAGGAGCUGGCUGGGAUGAUUUGA